AAAAAAAAUUUCUAAACAAUAUUAAUCUAUCUUAUCAGGAGAACAGAGAGGAACAGAACAGAGCAUGGCUGCACAAAGAAACACCCUGCCUCUGCCUGCUUCUCCAAGGAGAAAAUCUACCACCCUUCUUCACCUCUUUGAACUCGAUUCAAAGAAUAAAAGUAAAAGUCCUAAGAUUUCCCUGUAUUUGUCCAAUUCUGAAAACGAAGAACUUCUUUCUAUUAUCACAUACUUCACCAGUCCUCUUGAAUCCCCUUCACCCCAAGAUCUUAAGCGGCUGAAGCUCACUCAGCUCCUCUCCAUCAUAAAGUUGAAGAAGACACUGCAUGAUCAAACUUUAGCCCCUCUCAUGUCGAUGCUAUCGACCAACCUGUUCCGGCCUCUCCCUCCACCUUCCAACACCUCCAUCACCUCAGAUUUCCCUGAUGACGAAGACCCCGUUUCUAAUUUUUCACCAAAAUGGUCGCACCUCCAAAUUCUCUAUGAUAUCCUCUUGCGAGUAGUUGCCACCACAGAUCCUGAGACACUUAAAGAACAUGUCGACCAUCCUUUUCUUCUCAAUCUCCUCUCCCUUUUCCAAUCCGAAGACCCCAGGGAGCGCGAUAUCUUGAAGAAUCUGUACCACCGGAUAUAUUUGAGAUUCACCUUCUACCGUUCAUUCAUGCGGAAAUCAAUGAACGAUGUGUUCUUGCACUACAUAUUUGACACCGACCGGCAUUGCGGCAUCGCCGAGCUGCUUGAGAUAUGGGGAACUAUAAUCAAUGGUUUCACUGUUCCACUCAAAGAUGAGCACAAGUUGUUCUUAAUGAGAGUGCUGAUUCCUCUUCACAAGACCAAGGGGAUGCUGGCUUACCAUAGGCAGCUGGCUUACUGUGUUUCUCAGUUUGUGCAGAAGGAGCCUAUGCUUGGAGGGACUGUUGUUAGAGGAAUUUUGAGGUAUUGGCCUAUUACUAGCUGUCAGAAGGAAAUUCUGCUGAUAGGGGAAUUGGAGGAGCUGGUGGAAAACAUAGAUCCUGAUCAAUAUAGAAAGCUAGCCCUGCCUCUGUGUUCCCGGAUUACAAAAUGUUUGAACAGUUGGAACUCACAGGUUGCUGAGCGUGCACUGUAUGUGUGGAACAAUGAGCAUUUUGUGAAGAUGGCGUCAGCAGCAAUAGAAGAAGUAUUUCCUGUUGUUGUUGAAGGCAUGGAGAAAAACCUGAAAUGGCAUUGGAGCAAAAGCGUGGGGCAAUUGACAGAAAAUGUGAAGGUGAUGCUGGAAGAAAUGCACCCAUUUUUGUACUCCAAAUGCCUGGAAGAAAUUGACCUCAGAGAAUAUAAAGCUCGCCUGGAAGAGGUCAAGAGGAAGGAAAAAUGGGAGAGAAUAGAGAUGGCAGCUGCCCGGAAGCAGUUCCUCCAACCACCACAUUACAUCUGUGUUUCCCAUUGAAGAACAGAGUGUACGAACUUUGCUGCCAAGUCAUUCAAAAACCAUUCAGUAUUUAAAUUAAAAGCUUUCUUGCUACUUAAUAAUUAAUUAAGCUGGACUGAAACCAGCUGCAGCAGGCAUA
This is a messenger RNA of Alnus glutinosa, 1547 nucleotides long. RefSeq names its product serine/threonine protein phosphatase 2A 57 kDa regulatory subunit B' beta isoform-like. Bases 65 to 1426 code for a protein of 453 amino acids. The transcript is spliced from 2 exons. Gene Ontology annotation, biological process: signal transduction. Gene Ontology annotation, cellular component: protein phosphatase type 2A complex. Gene Ontology annotation, molecular function: protein phosphatase regulator activity. The record is from RefSeq and is a predicted model, not a curated record. Lineage: Eukaryota; Viridiplantae; Streptophyta; Magnoliopsida; Fagales; Betulaceae.